GGGUGCUGGGGAGCAGCGCAGAACUGCCGGCUCCCGGCUGGCGGGGUUCUGUCUAUCCGAGUCCAGGAAGGUGCUGCCCGUCCUCGUGUAUUUUGUUUUGGGAGUUUGAACUCGAUGUAGCCUCCGGUGUGUAGGAGAGGAAAAGGGAACGGAAAAAAAGCCCAAGAGCCCCAUUACUCAGCAGUCUGCUUCUCCUCCAACGGAUCAGCCCAAUAAUGUGGAAAAUUAAGCACAGAGGACUAAAGGAUUCUUACUGCGAGGACGACAAACCACAGGAGGUGUCGAAGAGCAAGGAUCCACUGCUUCCAGAAGAGGCUACAAGUUCUGUCUCGCAGCUCGCUACAAAGGUUCAAGGAGCAAGUCUAAAAAGUUGGAAGGAGGUAGCCUCACUUUUCAAUAAAGACGAUGAGCACAAACUGCUGACUGACAGUGAACCUAAAAGGACAAUUGUGAAAGUAAAAGAAGAUGUAAAAAUGGAAAAGAAACCCAGUUUCUGGGACACCUUGGGAAUUAAGCAGAACUCAGCCAGCAAGAGUCCCACAGAAGAAGGAGCAUGGGAGCCACAAGUUACAAUGGAGAAUCCUUAUAGCAAUUUGACUGACUCCUGUGUCUGGUCUGACUGGGCAAGUGAAAGUAGCAGCAGUUCAAAAUAUACCAGCCUGGAGAGUGAAACAAGUGUGAGUAGCUCCAGGUGGGGAAUCAUAACAGCAGGGAAGCUGCCUGGAAUCCGAAGACGCAGUAAAGGAAAUCUGACUGACUGCUGGGAAGAACUUGAGUGAUACUUAUCUAUCUGCUUCAAUGGUAGUCCAAAAAUUAGUUGCACAGUUCUCACCAUUUUCAGUUCUUCUGUCAGGGUUUCUGUGGAUUCUUUGUCUCUCGGUGAUUUUAUGCAUGUGAAGUCAGUGUCUGUUGAGCACUAAAUCAAAAUCGCCAACCUUCUUUCUGUUGUGCCAAUUCUUCAAUAAAUGUAUUAGCACCUUUUCCAUUCAGAUGAGCUCAUUUUGAAUUGUCCCAUCAGCAUUCUUUAUUUGUGACUGCUUGUUAUCAGCUUUAUUGAGUGCCUAAAUAUAACUAUUUAUUGAUACCUCAUUCUUCUGAACAUUGGUAUACUGUAUUUGUUUAUGAACAUCAGUAUAAAUGCAUGCUUAUUUUGGCUACUACUCCACUGCACAUAUUGGGUACCAGAGACCACAGUGGAACUGAAUAAGAGGUACAGGCAGUAGAUUUACUUUGCAUGUGUUUACUGCUAGUGACCAUAGACUAGUCUCUUCACCCUUGCCCUUUUCUUGACUUAAUAAAGACGGGUGGUUGGAUUAAAUAUUACAAGAGCUGUUACAGUUGGGGUAAAAGAAAACUCAGCUUCUCCUUCAUGUAUGCUGAAUGAUGAGAAAAAGAUUCUAGUGAAUGGAAUUUGAACAUCUGUUAAACAAUUAGCAUUGGUUUGGAAUCCAGUGUCUUACCAUCAUUGGAUAAAAGUUGUGUGAAGUUGUUUUUGUCUGAAUGUCUUGUAGGUUUUUAAAAAUUUCACAGAAAGCCGAGUAUUUUCAGCAAAAACCAAUCCAACACUUUGUUUUUAGUUGGCCUUUAAUUAAUCAAUUGGGGGAUUGAUAUCACUGCUUCUGUCGUGACAUGCUCUGUAGUCAUAGUGCCCACUGUGAAACUGCUCAAUGAGCUUUCUAAUUAUGGGAAUUAGUGAAAGACUACUCAAGAAAUUUCUCAGGAAUCUUCUAGGGCUUUUCUCACCUUUCAAACACACAGUUUGCUUUGGCUGUUGUAUCCAAGUUCUUUAGUGUAGUAUCAAUAUAUUUGGUGACCUAAAUCACAACAGUGACUAGUUAAAGUGUAAUUGAUAAAACAGUAGGCAUAAUAAUUUACUGAGCAAUUUUCUUGGGAGAGUGCCACGCUAUAUGCCCAAGUCUGAACCUUCAGCCUCGUUUGUAAAGAGUGGGAAUAUUAUCAGUUUCCACUCCUUAUGAAACAGUUGGAAGUAUUGGCCAUUAAAGGGGGGUGGGGGCUGGAAAAAAUCAUACUCUUUCAAGCAGUAAGUUUGUAUUGCAAUAAGCAAUCUGCUGUAAGAACUCUGGGUUAUGCAGCAUUGGUAAGAGGAAGGGGGUUGAUUUUCCCCAAUACAGGCUGUCUGUCCUGCUGAGUGCCUCUAGCAGUUUGUGUGUUGGUCCAAGUUCCAGUAUCUGCAUUCUCCUGUCUCCAGAAGGAAUCCUUUGGCUUUCACACUAUUUUAUAAAACUCCCGUGUUAAAGAUUCUAAGAUGACCUAUUAAGCAAUCUUAAGCACAGCUGACAGAUUACCAGUAGUCAGAGUGUUUCAGUCAUCAAAUAUUUGAUACUGAUCGUAUAAUUUAACUUGAAUCAGUUACCUCAUGAAGCACUUCCUGUACACUUCAAAGUUUCCAUACUGUUUUUAACAUUAAACCUUGAAUUGUAACCUUCACAAAGAUAAUCUUCAUUCAUUGAAGGCUUGGUCUUUUGUGAUGAAACAAUUUAAAGUUAUUUUUGUUUUGUUGGUAGUAACAUUCUUAGAAUUAGAAUUAAGCAGUUACAAAGAUUCUGCGUUGGGGAGGAACAAAAAGCACCCAACCAUUGUGGGGAAUUCAAUUAAGCUCCAGGAACAGUUAAUACUUCAACUCUAACCCAAAUUCAGCAUUCAAUAGUGAAGAGAAAUUAAAUACAGGAGUUUUGUUAUUUAGCAAUAACAUGAUUAUCAAAUGAUACAGCAGUGCAUGAUUAUUUUUAUUAAAUUGCAUCUCAGGGUGAUUAGACAAUUGUAUUUAAAAAGCUUUAUCUCAGCAGUUAUUGCUAAUUUCUGAAUGGAUAAUCAUUGGUUUAGUGAAUUUGCUUACUGCAAAAUUAAUUUCAUUUUGUACCACAAGUCUCUUUUUGCUGGCUGCUGUCAUUAUCAGAAAUGCUGCCAAAAUAUUUAAUUAAUCCUUGCAGACUGAAAUUGCCUAGUAUAGAAAGCUCACUUGUUCAUUUGUGAAUGAUCUACAAAUGUAGAUAAUGCAACUGUACAAAAGCUGUGGUAGCACUUCAUGUUAAUAGAUUAAAAGUUUGGAAGAAUUUUCUUGAUAAAUGGUUUAGUAAGAACAUUUUUUAAAAUACUGCUAUUGUAUUGUAAUUUAAAACCAAUAAGUAUUUCCCAUUUACAUAUUUUACUACCAAAUUCUUACUUUGUACUGUAUGCAUAGUAAUCAACCCUUUGAUUUCAAUGUGAUGUGACAGAAUUUUUUUUAUAUUUAGAGUUGAAUUUAAAACUCACUUCUCUUUGUAUAAUUUGCCAGACAAUGCUGCUUCACUUCAAUAAAGUGUUAAGACAAAA
Molecule: messenger RNA, 3333 nt
Organism: Hypanus sabinus (Atlantic stingray)
Lineage: Eukaryota; Metazoa; Chordata; Chondrichthyes; Myliobatiformes; Dasyatidae
Product: testis development-related protein-like
Exons: 4
Coding region: 216-779 (187 amino acids)
Biological process (GO): spermatogenesis
Cellular component (GO): nucleus; cytosol
Source: RefSeq, a predicted model, not a curated record